UUGCAGAAGCUGGUGUAAGUUUUGUCCGAAUAAGGACUUAAGGCCUGUUAGAUUGAGUCCAAGAGAAAUAGGAUUUGAUGGUUUGAGGGCCAAGUCAAAGGAUUUGGAUUCAAUACCACAGACCUCCUGGGAGACGCUGGGAAUGUCACUUUUGUGGAGCCGGUCCCUAGUUUACCAUUUGUAAAAUGUCAUAAAAGUACUUCCCAACCUCAGCACAGGGUCGAGAGGCAGGAAACAUAAUGGAUUCUGAUGUGUUUAGCUUUUACACUAAUGGAAGCUAUAAGUACCUUUGAGAGAUGCAUAGGAUGUCAUUUUAAGCUAUAAUAUAUGUGGAUUUCUGUUUCAGGUACAGUCCAUUCAAGCUACAGUUGGGGAUUUUGAAUCCGCGAUGAAAAUAGGUCAGCAGAAGCAAGAAGUUACAGAGAAGACUGUUAAGCAAGGGGAGAAUGAAAUAAAUCGCAUCAGUGAAGUUCUUGAGAAACUACAAAAUGAAAUCUUGAAAGACCUGUCUGAUGGCAUCCAUAUGGUAAAGGACUCAAGAGAGCGAGACUUCACGUCUCUUGAAAAUACUGUGGAAGAGAGACUAACAGAGUUAACCAAAUCUAUAAAUGAUAACAUUGCUGUAUUCACAGAAGUCCAGAAAAGGAGCCAAAAUGAAAUCAGCGAUAUGAAAACAAAGGUUGCUUCAAUGGAAGAAAAAGACGCAUAUAAACAUGAGCUAAAGGUGCUGAAAGAUGCUCUUGAUGAUGUGCAAGCAUCCAUGGAAACCAAAGAAAAGGACAUAGAGUUGCUGAGAAGUACAAUAGAUUCAAUGGAAUCUGAUGUUUAUACUGAAGUCAAAGAACUAGUUAACCUCAAACAGGAACACGAGAAAUUCAAAGAGGCUGCAGACACUGAACAUCUUUCAUUAAAAGCUUUACAAGAGAAAGUUCUUAAAGCUGAAGAAUCCCUUACACAGUUCCCUGAUGAGAUUAAAAGACUUGAUGAAGACUUACUGCAUAUUAAAGCCAACCUCAAACAGGAUGUAAACGAACUCCCAGAAAACAUACCAGAAAUCCUUGAAAAGAAUCAGGAAAGGUUUGAACCCAGGUUCAGACAUGUAGAAGACAGUCUUGAAUCCCUGACUUCAGCUACCAUUCAAUACAUUGAAAAGAUGGAAUCCCUUCUUUCUAGGCAGGAGGAGCAUGAGAACAAGCUAGCUUCCUUAGAGGAAGGCAUUACAGCUCUACGGGGCACCUCAGGUGCUGAUACAAGUUCAAUAUCAGACGCUCUGAGAAGUCUCAGUGAAUCUCAGAUUUCAUUGUUCAAUGAUAUCAAUGAAUUGAGAAGAAGUGUAAGUGACCUCCCAAACUCUGCUGAUGCCCUUCAGAACAUCCAGAAACAAGUUAGGGCUUUGCUGGAUCAAGAAAAGCCUCAGAUGGAUCAAGCACAACCUCAAGAGUAUAUAGAAAAGCUGUCUUCUGUGGAAGGCUCUGUCAGUGAUUUAAGGUCUUCUGUCAGUCAGGUCGAUACUGACUUGAAAAUGGUCAGAACUGCAGUAGAUAGCUUAGUUGCUUAUUCAGUGAAAAUUGAAACUAACGAGAACACCCUGGAGUCAAUGAAGACCACAAUAGAUGACCUAAGGAAUGAUCUGGAAAGAUUAUUUGUGAAAGUAGAAAAGAUACAUGAAAAGAUUUAAGGAACAGUGCUAAUUAGGCAAGUAUUGGAUUUUUUUAGAAAAUUAGCUUUUGUAUGCCCCCUCCUUUUUAUUUUUUUACUCUUUUUAAAGAUGAGUUGACACCUCCAAAAGAAAACAAGAAUGCUUUUACAGUCGGAUACAGAUCUGCUCAUUUCCUGUACUUUUCUUCUGUGCAGGGUUUUUUUAAGUUUCACAGGGGUUUAAAUUACUAAAGGCUUUUUUAAAUCUAGAAUGAUAUUUUGCUUCAACUGUCCUGUUUUAGUUAGUGAUACAGCCCCUUUGCAACUCCAGCCAUCAGACAGCGUGGUCUUAGUUAUAAUGAUAUAAGGGUACUUUAAAAAAGUACAGCUAUUCCUAUAGAAAAAGGGGAAAAACUGCUGGUGUAAGGCACCUUUAUGUUCACACAUGCUAGAGCAGUGAUUCUCCAAGUGCUGUUGCACCCCAGGUUCCAUUGAUAGCCAUUUAAAGAUGCUGUGGGGUGCCAUGCAAUACUAGCACCAUUAAGUGUGCAAGCAUGAUUCACAAGAUAAGUCCAGAGAUUUCAAAUAGGAAUCCAUUCUGACCUGCUGUAGUCUUUGAUUUCUUUGCAACAGAAGAAUUGCUCUGUUUUAUUUCUGUAGUAAAAAACUGAGUGAAACCUAAGAGCUGACAUUUGUCAAGGGAUGCCUUGAAUCUAAAAAAGCUGGGAACCACUGCACUAGAGCUUUUACCAAUUUAACUGUUUUAGUUGAAGAACAAAGUUUACACACCUAAGCAAAAUACUCAUAUUGGUAAAAGUUAAGUAUAAGCUAAGCCUACAACAACCCAUCAGUCUCUGCAGUUUCCAGUGAAGGUAAAAAAGGACUGACUGCUAUGCAUACACAGUUGCAUACAGGAAAACCCACAGAGGGAGGGAAAAGGCAGGGCAACCAUAGAUUCUAGCUUCCUAAAAGCCUACAGUGAGUACCUUCCCCCAACACCUGCAAACCCCCAGGUACAGACUGUCUGCUGGACAGAGCAAUCUGGGCAUGAGGAUGCAGUUCACUGUCACUCAGAAUUCAGAGUGCACAGUAAGAUUUGGUCACGUUCCUUUGGUGUUACUAAGAUUAUUUGGCAGAUUUUUCCCUUCAAGUCCUAUUUUCCCAUUUGUAACAUCACCUUUGGUUGUUGUGGGGAUGAUCUGGAGUGUGGACAAGGAAAACUAAAACAAAAAUCCUGUUUUCAUCUAUAUGAACCAUGCUAUUAAAAAAAAUAGAGAGAGAAAAUACAGGAUGGCAUUAGCAGAAUUGCUUCUAAAUAUAAUGCCUCUAAAGAUUUCCCCUGAGGUCACAGUCACUUGAAUUAGUAUCACUGUAUUAUUUUGUGUAAGGGCUGUACCAGAGUCAAUGGGAGUUUGCCAGUGAUGUCAGUGAAACAGAAUCAAGCCUCACACUGGUUAAGAAGCAGAAAAUGUGUUAGAUAUUUAGAGCACACUAAAUGUUGCUGUUCAUGUGAAGAACCACUUAGACAUGGAGCUUUCGGUUUUUGUUUUUUUAACGUAUUGGAAAGGAUUUCUGAUGUUAGUUCUUGCUAAAGUUUUCAAAUGUUGUAUAAGUAUUUUAAAAGGUGUCUACACAUAGAUGCAGGUCAUUCUGAAGAUGAGGUUAUCUGAGAAUAUAGUGCCCAACCUGCAUUAGGUACUUGGCUGCAGUAGAAAAUAAAUUUAUACAAAUAGCACCUCUGAAAAAUGGUAUGUUACUGGGGACAGCCUGGGCAAAAAGGACUCUUUUAGGUACAUAAGAAUAAGACAUUCAACCAAUUUUAAGGAUGUUCCCACUGCAUAUCGUAAGAGGUUGCUAACUGUUCAAAAAGCCUUAAUAAGUAAGAAGGAUGCACUAUACUGAGAUAGUAUUGUUGUGUUUCCUUUUGAGCUGCACUGUUCCUUGUUGACUUUUCCUUUCAAUUUUUGAACAACUGUUUAGAUUACUGUGAAAAGAACUGUAUGGCUUAUUUGCAGUAUUUUUAAUACGUAAUAAACACUUGGA
Molecule: messenger RNA, 3681 nt
Organism: Alligator sinensis (Chinese alligator)
Lineage: Eukaryota; Metazoa; Chordata; Crocodylia; Alligatoridae
Gene: CKAP4
Product: cytoskeleton associated protein 4
Exons: 1
Coding region: 389-1678 (429 amino acids)
Cellular component (GO): rough endoplasmic reticulum
Source: RefSeq, a predicted model, not a curated record